Molecule: messenger RNA, 2927 nt
Organism: Electrophorus electricus (electric eel)
Lineage: Eukaryota; Metazoa; Chordata; Actinopteri; Gymnotiformes; Gymnotidae
Gene: p4htmb
Product: prolyl 4-hydroxylase, transmembrane b
Biological process (GO): peptidyl-proline hydroxylation to 4-hydroxy-L-proline
Cellular component (GO): endoplasmic reticulum
Molecular function (GO): calcium ion binding; procollagen-proline 4-dioxygenase activity; L-ascorbic acid binding
Source: RefSeq, a predicted model, not a curated record
UGUUUCUUUGUUGAUAAUUGGCCAAAAUGACUAAAUUUCAGGGAAAUACAAAGGAUGGCACCGAACCAUUACCAGCUCCCCCACCGUUAGCCCGAGAACGAAUCCCCGUGCAGAAAAGCAGUGUCUGUUCUCGGUCGUACUUUAUGGUUGUCAUGGUUUUCUUCCAUGUGUACAUCCUCAACGUUAUUGCGCUUCUUCUCUACGUGCAUUACAAUAACGCUUCUAAUGCGGUCGGAUCCGACCUUGAUUUCACUAGUAGGACUAACAAUCACAAAAUAGCAGAACAGCUGAAUACAGAACCUCCUUCUGACACCAGGUUUACACGAAAUGUAUACCUUCCACGGAUCGAGGGAAUUCGGGUUGGCCAUGUCCAAAAAGUGUCUCUGGCACCAGGAAAAAUGCAUGAGAUGAGGACACUUAGUCUAAAACCCCUGCUCUUUGAAAUCCCUGAUUUCCUCUCAGAGGAGGAGUGUGCUGUAGUGGUCCGCCUGGCUCAGCUAAAGGGCUUGACAGAGAGUCAGGUCAUGGUGCCUGAGGGGCAGGAGGAGCUAAGCCAGCAGCUCAACCUCAGCCCUGAAGAGAUCUUUCAUUUGCUUGACCUCAAUCAGGAUGGCCAGCUGCAGCCACAAGAGAUUUUGACACAUUCUCGAGUGAGAGAUGGAAUUUGGUUAACCCCUGAGAACUUGAGAGAGAUCUAUGAUGGCCUUAAAGUUGACCAGGAUAAUAAUGGUGUUUUGAGUAUGGAGGAGUUUGGUCAACUGAACAGUGAUUCGUUCCAGCGUUACCUACUCCAGCAUGGGGUAAAGAAGAGUCACCUGGUGAGGAACAGCAAGCACACAUGGCUCUACCAGGGCCAGGGAGCACACCAGGUCCUGCGAGAGCUCCGCAAUAGAGUCACACGUUUGACAAGGCUCCCGCCCUCUCUUGUGGAACUGAGCGAGCCCCUUCAGGUGGUGCAUUAUGAGCAAGGCGGUCAUUACCAUGCCCACCAUGACAGCGGACCAGUGUAUUCUGAUACAGUCUGCACUCAUACUCGGGUUGCUGCCAACACUUCCUCACCAUUUCAGACUUCCUGUAGGUACAUUACUGUACUGUUCUACCUGAACAGUGUGGAAGAAGGUGGGGAAACCACCUUUCCUGUUGCGGACAACAGAACCUUUGAAGAAGUGUCACUUAUACAAAACAAUGUGGAUCUGUUGGACACAAGGAAGCACUGUGAUAAAGGCAACCUGAGAGUAAAGCCCACCAAAGGGACAGCAGUGCUCUGGUACAAUUACCUCUCUGAUGGCAAAGGCUGGGUAGGUGAACAGGAUGAAUACUCUCUACACGGAGGCUGUAUAGUCACUCGAGGGACAAAAUGGAUAGCCAACAACUGGAUCAAUGUAGACCCAGACUACCAACGGCAGGCUCGCUACCAGCAGCUUGUAUUGCAACAGCAGGAAUCCCAGGAGCGGCAGCCAGACAUGAACGCAGAUGAACACACAGGCAACCACCAAGAACUGUAAACAUACUUAUACAUAUAUGCACUUAUGCAUGCGUAGAUACACAGUCACACAAAACCUGUAAAUGCACACAGAUAACAUGCAUGAGUGCCCACAGACCAAGACCUGCAAACAUGCAUGCGUGCUUAUAUGCUCAUAGAAACACGGGUUAACACACACACAAGUGCAAACACACAUUGUAAGGGACAUACCAUGCCUUGGUUGACCUACCUGAACUUUUGUCUUCAUUGUUUAAGCUAAGCUUUCUAAGUUAGGGUCCUCUUAGCCUGUUACUUAGCAUAUCUGUCUGUUACAGUUACUGGGUAGUAGGAAUUAAUUUUGUAAUUCAUGAGUGACAAGGUAAAGAUGAGCGAUUUCUCAAGCUCAUCAGGCUCAUAACACCAGGCUCAUUGAUUGGUUGUCUGUACUAAAGCUUUUUUCCAUGGUCUCUCUUAUGGCGCGCAUAGUCAUCCCUACAGAGCAGCAUGCUUCCGCAGUUGGCUGUCCUUUAAGCUUUAUUACAUUUUUAGAAAGGGAAACGAAAAAGAGGUUCUUGUACACCAGAACAGAGGUCUGAGGAGAAAUCAUUUCUGAGUGGACUUCCUUUUAAUUUAGUCUGCUUUAAAUUCAACUGUAUCUUUGGCAAAGAUUCAGUAGUACGUGCUACUGAAAGCUAAAUAAAAGCAUUACCUACUAGUUCCAUACAUACCUGAACUAGUAGAUAGUUGAUUUGAUUCAGGAACAAGAGCCUAGAGAUUUAUGCAAUUAUGGAUGUUUUUUGGUUGCUCUGUUACAUUUACAUUUGUCAAACACUCUUAUCCAGAGCAGCUGACAACAUCAGUCAUAUUACAGAGGUAAGCAUGUAGUGUUAUUAGUCUUGCCCAAGGACUUAUUGGUAUAGUGUGGUGCACUUUCCCAGAUGGGGGAGUGAACCCAAGUACCGUAUGGGAGAUGUCACCUUUAUUUAUUUAUGGGAAUGCAGCCAUAUUUUAUAACCUUUGUUUACAUAUUUAUGCAAUACCUCCUAAAGAGUGUAAAAGAAUGUUAACUUGAGUUUUGAUAAUUGGUAUUAAGUACAUAUACAUUACCACGGAUGUCAUCAACAUCAGCUCAUUAUAGUCUGGUUUAGUUUUUUAGUUAUUAACCCUUUCAAACUUAAAUGAAUCCAUUUAAACAUACCAAGAAUAUUAUACAUCUGGUCAUACAUGCAUUACCUCAGAGAGGAACGAACAUGCUUAAAUGAUUCUUGCACAAACAGAUACUUUAGGGGUUGAGAUUAUUUACUUCUAUUUGUUUGGUCAAUACUGUAGCAUUUUACACCUGUAUCCAAAGAUGUUCAAUUGCUGUUUUGAUUUCUUUUAUUUAUAUUAUUUAUUGUAACAUUGUUUUCAGAAUGUGUGCAAUGUUCUCAGAAUACACAAAUAAAUUCAUAAAAAACCCACAAAG